Verruconis gallopava is the source of this 2403-nucleotide messenger RNA. RefSeq lists its product as uncharacterized. Gene Ontology annotation, cellular component: nucleus; nuclear chromosome; RSC-type complex. Bases 213 to 2000 code for a protein of 595 amino acids. NCBI's taxonomy places the organism in Eukaryota, Fungi, Ascomycota, Dothideomycetes, Venturiales, Sympoventuriaceae. The transcript is spliced from 3 exons. Gene Ontology annotation, biological process: regulation of transcription by RNA polymerase II; chromatin remodeling. The record is from RefSeq and is a predicted model, not a curated record. Gene Ontology annotation, molecular function: sequence-specific DNA binding; transcription coregulator activity; zinc ion binding.
GGACGCGAAAACACUACAGUGAUCACCACCACAAGCCUCAUCUGCUCCAUCCACCGGAAUUGACAUCCCGCGUUGUGCGUCGAUGAUACUCGCCGGCCUGCUCAGUUCCCAUAGACAAGUCUCGACCUUCUGCGACCGCUGUUCCUUCUCUGUCUUUUGCGCAUUCAUCGUCUUAUAAAUCGGCGACACGGGUCGCUCUCCAGCAGAGCGCGAUGGCUCCCGUUGCGAUGCUCCAGAGUAGGGCCAAUCCACCCCAGGCGUUCUUGUCCAGCUAUGCUCCUCGAUUGCGCUCCUAUGGCAAUGCUUUGUUAGCGCCCAUUAUACCUCAGACGUCGUCGCUACCAAUGCCACGUACCACGAAGAGAGGCACGACGGCAAUUAACUACGCUGAGGAUGGCUACGAUGACGACGACUUUGACAGCGAGGGGCCGCGCCGACCUACAGGCUUGAGGAGUUUACGCAGGGAAGACACACAGGCGGAGGCGGAGAAGGCGAGCGAGCGGGGCAGAGAAAUCUUUGCGCCCGUCGAUGUGCAGCCCAUUUGGCGAGAGUACAUGGGUAAAGCACGAAGGACGAUGACCGAGAAACAGGUCCAGACACAGGCACACCUUCCAUUAGUGCUUAUACCCAUCAAAAUCGACAUCGACAUUCAGCCCUGGCGGCCAGAAGCUCCCUUGCCCUUGCCACACAAUGCGCGCGAAAUGGGUAUUGACGAGACGCACCCGGCUUAUAAGACUCCAGAAGUCACACCCGCCUUUAGACUGAAGGACGCAUUCCUGUGGAACUUGCAUGAGGCUCUUACAACUCCGGAUGUGUUCGCAAAGACGCUGGUGGACGAGCUGGACCUGCCAGCAGACAGAAAGGUGGCGCUUAUCAUGCAAAUAAGCCAGCAGAUACGUUCGCAGCUGGAGGAGUACUCGCAGGCAGCGCUACAUCCCCUCUUCAACCCCACGACCACUCCUCAACCUGCAAAACCUACCAAUCCACAGGUCGCGUCACUUAGUCAGCCCGCUGCUGCAACAUCAACUCCACGAGACCGAUCUCACGCUUCCACGCCCGCUCCUUCCACCAGCAUGGCCGCAACGCCUCUCCCAAAUGGCACUGCUGACGGCGAUGCCGCCGACUCUAAAGCCGACGCGUCCCUCGAGCAACAAGCAGCCGCUGCAGAUGUGUCCGCGACUGCCGUUGCUGUUCCAUCUGAAAACGAUGUGCACAAUCCAGACGAUACAUAUCGUUGUAUCAUUGAGCUGCGCAUCAACCUGAUGAACAAGCUAUAUAGCGAUAAAUUUGAGUGGUCGUUGCUGCAUCCCCCAGGGUUUGCGGAGUCCUUCGCGCGCCAGACCUGUGCGGACCUUGGCUUGAACGCAGAGUGGGUCUCGGCAAUGGCGCAUGCCAUCUACGAAGCCGUUUACCGACUUCGCAAGGAGAGCCUUGAGAACGGGUUGCCAGGUGCGUGGGAUCUGGACACUGAUGCGGCCGAGGGUGUGGAGGCUGGAUGGCGGUAUGAGCCGGAGCGCCUAGCGCAGGAUUGGGCGCCCAUCAUCGAGACACUGUCCAAGGAGGAGAUCGAAAACCGCGAAAAGGAGAGGGAGCGCAACAUGCGCCGCAUGCGCAGGGAGACGAACCGAUAUGUCGCGCCGGCUGCGUCGCAGCCAAGCAACUACUUCGCUGACCCGACGGCGGACGACACGCCCAUGGGGCGCGGUGAACGGAGCAAGAAGAAGAGAAGAUUCCGGUCUCUUUCGCCGCUGGGGAGGGAUACGCCAGACACUGCGGGCGCCUACGGCGGCGGCACGAGCUUGACAGAAGCUGAAAGGCAGUUCUGGCGCUGCGAGCAUUGCCGCGUAUGGGGCUCAGCCGUUUGGGCUGUCCGCGAAGGACCCAACGGUCCACGCACGCUGUGUAAUAAUUGCGGGUUGCUGUAUGAGCGGAACGGCAAGUUGCCGCCUUGGAACAAGGACCUUUUCGCUUCAGAGAGGCCGGUCGGUUCUACGCGUUAGGACGGACAACAGUAAUUGCAAAAUCUUCGUAUUCUGUGGCUAGUCGAAGAUUUGGUCGGUCAAACUUAUCAUGCAUAACAGCGUUGGCGCUAUGUGGGUUUAAGGACUUGAGUUUUGUUUUCAAGAUCGGUCGGGAUGGGCUGUCUGUAACAUUAUGGCACCGGACGGAAUUGCGCUUCCAUGACUAUGUAUCCCAAUUGGCAGACGAUGGCACUAAAGAAAGGGCUUAGGAGCAGAGAAGGAAAUCAAAGAAGAUAAUCUUUGAUUCGUGUUUUCUAUAGUUUAGCUAUGUAUCGAUGCAUAUUUAUGUUAGGACUACAUGAGCAGCUGUUAGAACCUGUAUCUAUGCCUUGGAAUAUCAGCUUGUUGUGUUAGCGCUGGUCAUCUUAGACUGAUAAUCCCA